This is a messenger RNA of Tachysurus fulvidraco (yellow catfish), 713 nucleotides long. Its product is annotated as protein FAM133-like. The transcript is spliced from 7 exons. The record is from RefSeq and is a predicted model, not a curated record. Lineage: Eukaryota; Metazoa; Chordata; Actinopteri; Siluriformes; Bagridae. Bases 38 to 697 code for a protein of 219 amino acids.
UCUGGGAGAAGGACAAAGGAGAGAGCUGACAGAGCUGAUGGAGUCCGAGCAGCUUCCAGCUGCAUGGUCUUUACACGGCGAGGGAGAGGAACUGGGUGGAGCUUCUCCUCCGUUAGUGGGUGUGUCUGAAGACCCAGGACACAGUCCUUUAAUCCCAAUGACACAACAUGGAAAGGACGAGCCAUGGUCAUGUGACAGCUCUGCUUCCACCUCAGAGGAGAGCGACGACGAUGAGGAUUCGAGGGUGAGGAAGAAGAAGAAGAAGAAACUGAGGAAAAAGAAGAGCAAGAGAUCAAGCUCAUCAUCAUCAUCUUCCUCCAGCUCUUUGUCAGACUGUGACAGCAGUGACGAUGAGAAAAAGAAGAAAAAGAAGAAGAAGAAGAAGAAGAAGCAGAAGAAGCAGAAAGAGCAGAGGAAAAGGAAACAGAAUGCUGUGACAACGGUGAUACCUGAGUCAGGUCUUGUCCUGGAAAUUGUGUUAACGCCAUUGAAGGAGCAAAACGAUGAGCGAGUGAUGAAAAAAGAAAAAAAAGACAGUGCCAGAAAGAAAAAACAAAAGAAGAAAGGCAAGAAGAAGCAGAAGCAAAAGAAAAACAAAAAGAAGAAGAAGAAGAACAAAAAGAAGAAAAAGAAGGUAAUUAAGAACAUAAAAAUAAAAGUACUAUACGAUGAAUAUGAUUGUCUUUUUUUUUUGUGAAAAUCUUCCUUUCUUG